Messenger RNA from Hippocampus zosterae (dwarf seahorse), 3893 nucleotides. Its product is annotated as RNA-binding protein 20-like. Gene Ontology annotation, molecular function: zinc ion binding; nucleic acid binding. The record is from RefSeq and is a predicted model, not a curated record. The transcript is spliced from 23 exons. NCBI's taxonomy places the organism in Eukaryota, Metazoa, Chordata, Actinopteri, Syngnathiformes, Syngnathidae. The coding region runs from base 442 to 3258 and encodes 938 amino acids. Gene Ontology annotation, cellular component: nucleus.
ACAGGAAUUGGAAGACCAGAGAACGAAGAUCAAGAUGCAGUUAUAUGCCUGGCUAUUUUCCAAUCGGACUGGGUUGACCACAUAAAUACUGUUAACCACACAGCGGCCUGCAAGGACCUGCGCAACAAGUAUCCUGAUUGGAAACCAGAUCUGAAAAGCAAAAGCAGAGUGGAACCGCACAGGCAGCACACGAGACCUCAUUCUCCCCAGGACCAUCGCCAACAUCACAGCACAGGAGAUUCAUCACAUCAUAGUGGCUUAAAACGCCCUUACAAUGAUCUGAAUAAGCACUCUGCUGACACCAGCUCCGUCUCCAAGGCUGAUCAGAGCUCUAAAUAUGGAAAAUCUCAUUCCUCCACUAAAACUGUCAAAAAGUCAACGAAGCCUGGGACUGAAACCAAAAGGACUGCAAAUGCCAAGGCUGCUGACCAGGAGACUAAGAUGUCGUCCAAUCCACCACCUGCCAAGAAAAAGAAAGAGCCUGUGGCACCAGCAUCCCAGGACGCAUCCAUAGCAGGCCGUCAAGAUGAUCCGACUGGGAUUCCAAAGAAAAAAACGGAGCAAGAAGUUAAUAAGGUAGUAGCAUCUAAUGGCGAGAUCAACAGUGUGAACGUCAUGCCAAAAUCUGAGGAGGAGAGCCAAAAGGGUGAUGGACAAAAGAUACCAGAGCCACAGCGUUCUUCUGUCUGCAGUAACAGUGAACCUCCUAUAAAUCCAGACAAGGGUUCUGAAAAGAAAUGCUCUGUGAGUGAGGCUGACAUAAACACUUCUGCAAAGGGCUUGGUGUUGAUCACAGGACUUCCUGAUGGCGACUGGUCAGAGAAUGAAGUCAUUAAUCUCAUCCAGCCUUUUGGAAACCCCACUGACAUCAUCUCCGCUUUAUCACUUGGAAAGGCUCUUGUGUCUGUACCAGACUUGAAGACUGCUCAAGAGGUGGUCAAAGCUCACAUCUCCAUUCCUGCAAAGAUCAAAGAUUGUGACCUGAAGAUCGUCGAUAUCAAAGAGCGUGUGGGCAUCGACACACCGGUGGCCCUCUACAAUCUAUUGAUGCAGUCGUUGGACCCAUUGGAGAAUUCAUCUCCAGUUAGUUGGAACAGCCUCUUGGUGAUAAAUAAUGUUCCUGACACCCCCACUGGGGCCCGUGAAGUUAAGCAACUGGUUCGGCGUUUUGGGACUGUGGUCAAAACUCUGGAACUUAAAAAUCUGGUUAUUUGUGAAAUGGCAACUUCAGCCAUGGCCCUCACCGUCUACAAACGCUUCCAGAGGUUUCCGUGCAUUAUACAAAACAACCCACUGUUUUUUUCACACAAGCCUGAUCCCAAACCCAGCACGCCGACUCAAGGAUUAUCUUCAAACCUACAUUCACCUGAGGCUAUUCGUGCAAUUACUGAAGACGGCAUUACAAAUACCGCUGACCAGGACAAGAAACCGUUGGAAGAAAAUGUUUCUGUUGAUAUGGAAAUCGGGCCAGAUGGAUUAACGGGCCCUCAAAAGCUUGCUGCUGCAGAUGAAUCGUUGGAAGAAAACGGAAGCCUUGUCACUCACGAGCCCAGGAAUGUACAGUCUGAAUCUGCACUUCAACCAGACACAAAGACUGACAAAGAGAACGUAUCGAGUAGUAACGCAGUCUUGAAGUCUCACGAGAAGGAUGAAUCGGCUAAUGAGACUAUUUUGCUGACAACUGAAAAUGUAGCCGAGUUAGUAAAAAAUAAGAGCAAUGUUGGUCCCUGUACUUCUGCAGAUGUUUCCAGUACAGAGUUUUCCAAGGAUAUCCCAGAGACGCAGGAUGAAGCAAGAACUAACCAACAUCCAAAUAAAAUGGCAGGUUCUGCAAAUGAAGGUCUCCCGGAGACAAUGGGGGAAAAGACGCAUUGUCAAAUAAAAAAGACGGAUCAACAAAAAGUCAUUGAUGGAACAAAAUUGACCGUAAAGAACCACGCGGAGGGUGGUUUAAAGACGAAAGAGGGGGAGAGAAUUGCAAAAGAAGCAAAACAGGAGAAGGAACUAAAGGAGAGCGAGAGAAAGAUUAGGAGGGUCCAGGAGAAGUUGCAAAGGCCCAAGAGGGACCGUCAGCAGGAGGACAAAACCAAAAGAGAGUCCAGGGCAAUGGAGAGGAAAGAAGAACUUGUUCAGUCCUCAGGACGGAGAUCAUUUUGUAGGUUUGAGACAUGUAAGAGCAACUCAAAUGUGGAUCAACAAAAAAUCCGUAACAAAUCAGAUGCUGAACCGCCCAAAAUGCAUGAGGGUGAAGAUUUUGACUCAUUUCCGUUGAGCAUGGGUGACUUUGUGACUUUGGAUGAAGUUGGGGAUGUGACUGCCUUGGAUGACUUUCCACAUGCUGCUCCGGAGAAAACUGCCGAGCAGGAGCAGUCACUAACCGUUGUCCCACUGGACACUCAUGAGGUCGCACCUUUGGAUGAAAUGAAAGGAGCGAUUGCUCAAUCUAUGAAGUCUGAUGUUCCCAAAACAAAUUGUCAGCUUCAGCUCAUGACAUCUGAAGAUCCCAUUGUAGAUGUUGGACAUGAGCCUCCAACUUCCGCUUGUGGUACAUCUGACGGGGUAUCAUCCGAUGUGAUCGUAACCCCAUCCGCACAAACUCCGCAAGAAUUAUGUCCCGUCAACCAAAAAGUGGUGGCAAAUCCUCAACCAGAAAAAAAUGAGACCGAGACUACAGCCUCUGUUUCCACAGAAUGUAUGGUCAUAGUUGAGAGUCUUCCAACAUCUAUUUCAAUAAGCACAGCUGUCAUUGAUGCUUUAACGUCAGAUCCACACACUAUUGAGGAGAAAAUGACUUCUGGAAAAAAUACCACAGGCAAUGCUACUGAAGAAAAGCAAAAAGCAACACCCCCGGUUGACAGCCCUUUAAAUGAUCGGCAGACCUUAACGGAUAGAACACAAGAAAUGGAAAAGGUGCAAAUGAAAGAGGACACCUGGAUAAGCCGACCAUCUGAGGAGCCAGCAACAGGCAAUAAUUCUGACAUCCGAGCCAUCACUGAUGAAAAGAGUAAGGAGAAGCCACAAACAGAAACUCCCAUGACCACAGACACCGUCCAUUUUGACCCUAGCAUACCAGUUGGUAUGGAGUUCUUGGUCCCAAAAACAGGCUUCUUCUGCAAAGUGUGUAAUCGUUUUUUCAGUGGCAGCAAAGACGCUCAGAUCACCCACUGCAAAAGUCUCAAGCACUUUGAGAAUCUGCAGAAAUACUUGGAGACAAGAAAACCAAAAAGUGAAUUAGUUUUGGAAGCUGCUCUUGAGUGACUUCCUCUUCUUUUCAUUUGAGCUUUGGCGUGUCAGUCCACACCGUCUAUCGACAUUUCGUGUUUCGCUCGACAGAUCACAGGCGUCAACACAUUUUCCCAUUUCUAUUGGGCAACUUGAUUAACUUGGAAUUACGACAAAAACAAAAAGGCAGGUGUAAUUUAACAUGUAAUUUUCAACCAAUGUAACCGUUUUUCAGGAAAUUAUUCUUGUGCAAACAACAGUUGUGCUUAGUUUAAAAUUGGCAAGCUCAGAUUUUACUCUUUUGCAGAAAAGAGAUGAUCUGGCUUUGAAGGAAAAUGAGUGCUGUAGCGGAAUUCAAAAGUCCUUACAGCCCUGCAUGUUUUGUGUUGACUCUGUGAAGACCUUUAGCAAAAUUCAAGUUAAUUAUAGUUUAGUUGAAGGACAUAUCCGUUCCUUAGUUUCAUUUUGUUGCUACUGUUUUGUGCUGAUUGAAGUAUGUGCUGAUUUCUGAUCAGGAUGAAACUGUACGGUGAAAAGAGGGCUGCAAGAAAUAGCACAAACUGCACUCUUUUUUUUCUGUUUUUUUUUUCUUCAACAUAUUGUAUCGAUGUACCUCGCACCCUUAUGUACCUUGCAUUAAAGAACUUGCUGAUCUUGGGUUUAUUGCAGUA